AUGGGUGGCAUUCUUCACUUGGUUGAAGACCGGCCUACGCCGAAGGCUGUCUACAACUGGCGAGUGUAUGCAUUGGCCGCAAUUGCAACCUGCGGUUCCCAGAUGAUCGGGUACACCAGUGGUUUCAUCGGCACGACCAUCACAUUGGAUUCCUUCAAGGCCGAGUUCGGCCUGGACAAAAAGUCUUCCGCUGAAAGAAAUCUGAUCAGUGAAAACAUUGUCUCUCUCUUCAUUGCCGGGGCUUUCUUCGGAGCUCUAUUUACCUAUGGUAUCUCUUACUAUGGGGGGCGCAAGUGGAGUUUGACUAUUGCUUCGGCUGUCUUUGUUCUCGGUGCCGGGUUGCAAAUGGGUGCUUCUAGCUCAACCGGUCUCGGCAUCCUUUAUGCGGGUCGAGUGUUGGCCGGUCUCGGUACCGGUGUCGCCUCCAAUGUUGUCCCGAUGUACCUCUCCGAACUAGCCCCUCCCGCCAUUCGAGGCCGACUUGUCGGUCUGUAUGAACUUGGCUGGCAAGUUGGUGGUAUGGUCGGUUUUUGGAUCAACUAUGGUGUUGAGCAAACUAUUCCUGCGAGCCGCAAGCAAUGGGUCAUUCCCUUUGCGAUCCAGAUCAUUCCAUCUGGCCUAUUAUUCCUUGGCUCCCUGUGGAUGAAGGAAUCCCCCCGUUGGUUGUUCACCAAGGGUCACCGCGAGAAGGCCAUUGAGAACCUGUGCUGGGUCCGUCAAUUGGAGCCUACUGAUAUCUACAUCACCGAGGAAAUCGCCGCUAUGGAUCAGUCACUAGAGGAACAGAAGGCCACCAUUGGUGUGGGCUUCUGGAAGCCCUUCCAGGCUUUGGGCCAAGCCAAGAACUUGCAGUACCGUCUUUUCUUGGGUUGCAUGCUGUUCUUCUGGCAGAACGGAUCCGGUAUCAACGCUAUCAACUACUACAGCCCGACCAUCUUCGAAAGUAUCGGUGUCCAAGGCAACACGAAGGGUAUUUUGAACGGUAUCUUCGGUGUCGUCAAGGCCGUCAUCACCAUCUUCUGGCUACUCUUCCUUGUUGACCAGCUCGGCCGUCGUAAGCUGUUGCUCAUCGGUGCAAUUUGUGGCUCGGUUUGCAUGUGGAUUAUCGGCGCCUAUAUCUGUGUGGUCGAGCCUACCAAGCACCCUCGGGACCACCUCAACGGCGGCGGUAUCGCUGCGAUCUUCUUCUUCUACCUCUGGACGGCCGUCUACACCCCUACAUGGAACGGUACCCCGUGGGUCAUCAACGCGGAAUUCUUCCACCCCAAUAUCCGUUCCGUGGCGCAGGCCGCGACCACGGCCAGCAACUGGCUGUUCAACUUCCUGGUCUCCCGCUUCACGGAGCAGAUGUUCGAGAAGAUGGGAUACGGCGUGUACUUCUUCUUCGCGUCGCUGUCUUUCCUGGCCUUCUUCUUCGCCUUCUUUCUCAUCCCCGAGACCAGCGGUAUCCCUCUGGAGGUCACCGACCAGCUGUUCAAGAUCAAGCCGGUCUGGCGGGCGCACUCUGUGCUGAAGGAGCAGCUGAAGGAAGAGGAGGAGCGCUUCCGGGCGGAGAUCAAAGAUGGCAUGUUCGACAAGCCCGAAGCCCAGGAGCAGGAGAACAUGAAAGCCGCCUGAUGAGGGGUGGACUUUUGUUGCUGUUGUUGAAUCAUUAGCCUUUUUCACUUUGCGGGGUUUGUUUAUAUCUAGACCAAUUGUGUAUAUAUAUAUGAUAGAGCAUAGACCUGGAUAUAUUUUCUUUUUUCCAUUUUUGAUACGCUUGUUUCUGUCGAUCUGUGUCUGCUCAGUGUCAAGA
Messenger RNA from Aspergillus homomorphus CBS 101889, 1795 nucleotides. Its product is annotated as sugar porter family MFS transporter. Gene Ontology annotation, cellular component: membrane. The record is from RefSeq and is a predicted model, not a curated record. The transcript has 3 exons. Gene Ontology annotation, biological process: carbohydrate transport; transmembrane transport. Bases 1 to 1617 code for a protein of 538 amino acids. Lineage: Eukaryota; Fungi; Ascomycota; Eurotiomycetes; Eurotiales; Aspergillaceae. Gene Ontology annotation, molecular function: carbohydrate:proton symporter activity.